AUGGGGCCUACGGGGACAGAGGGAUCUCACGACCCCGCCAGGGAGUUUUGUCUGGAGUCAUAUUUUCUUGAUAGAGAGGUUUUCGUCGUUCCUGAACAGGUCCUAAAGGACAUCACCAAAGGCCCGCUGCGCUCUUUUAUAUUGCAAUCUCGGGAUAUUCAGCAAUUAUUGCAAGUCUGGAAAUGUCUUCUUCAUACAUUUGCAGCUGCCAACCUGCCCGGGUCGCAUAAUACAGCCAUUUGCAAUGCUGUCAGCGCAUAUCUAGAGUCGGCCUUGAAAUCUGACUAUGAGGAGCUCCGCCACUUUGUGCUGUCCAAAGAAACCUGGAUACCUGUCUUCGAGGACUUCUUGGACCGCUAUCAGAAUGGCCGACCCAAGCCCAUGAAACAGGUCCUUGGCACCCUGAUCAUGAUCCUUUCAAAGUACAUGGACGCUGCUACCUCUAGACUGGUGUGUGAGCACAUAGCCAGGAUUACCGUACCGACUAUUAUUCUGUUUGAGCCUCGCUCAAGGUUAAAGGCGUCUCUCGUUUCACUGGAGUCCCUCAUCCGAAAAGAGGCCGUCAACGUGGUGGACUGGCUUCAUUCGGCGGAAGAGUGGCUAUGGGCCAACCAUUCAAGCUGGAUCCCGCUCCUGGGCGAAUAUUGUACGGACCUCAAAGUACCUUUAACCCGUCUUGCGGAUGAGGAAACCAGGCGGGAUAUUUCGCCAGGGAGUUUACAUCUAUAUGCCGCCCGCAUAUUAUGCCUAGUGCUUCUACUAAAUACUCAUAACCGGGAUAUUUCGCUCCCUGCAGGAAUGCUAUUUUCCCAGUUGUGCUGCCGACUUAAAUCCGUGGCGGCCGCCUAUGAGUUUCGGUAUUACGCAAAUGACGACCCCUUUUGGGUCGCACCGUUAAAAUAUGUGUCUUUAAUGAAUCUGGACUGUUUAGAUCCCAUAGCUAACCAUGUUCUUUUCCCUCUUUUCAAAACGGAGCCAAAGGACUUCCUGUCCUUCGUAAGCACUCUACCCCUUGAUACCAUUCGUUCAAAAACACGCUCUAAAGCUUCGAAUGAAGAAUAUACUCUUCUCUUCGCCAUUCUUGAGCGUGGAAAGGAGCUAGGGCUGGUUCAUGACAAAGAGGAUCUCGAAAAACUUAGUCCGGCCGUUGCCAAAUCGUCAAUUUUGUUGGAUUCGAGAGACUACAAGCAUUUCUUGGUCCACGCAGAUGAGAAUAUAAGGAUCCCUGCCUUAUCAUUGCUCACAACAGAUCCAGCCACUGCAAAGCCAUUUUCCCCAUUCACAUUCCAGAUCCUCACAGACACCCUCCCGUACAUACACGCAGAAACGGACUCCAACACCCGGAGUCAGCUUCUUAGUAUUUUAAGGAGGCUAACUAUUAGACUUCGAGGCAGCUCCACCACGAUUCAAGCACCCUCUGACGGCAAUCCUGAAUUGGAAAAUGCUCAACUAAAUCAAAAGGUUAUUACCACACCGAAUGCAAAAACAUUUUUAUAUUGGUAUAUCGACUUCCUUGAAAAUGAGCUUCGCCCCACUGCCUCAUAUCAAAGACAUAUUCUAGCUCUCAAAGUUUUCUUGUUGUUGUUGCAGUCCGGAGUCGACAGCCGAAUUGACCGGGCGCAUUUCUCUAAACUAGGCCAGGAACAACAAACUUGGCGCUUCACCAUAGAAGUAUUCAGACCCGGCCUAUUCAGGGCUAUUGCAGACUUGCUGCUUGAUCCAUAUGACGAUGUUCGAGAGGCAUCGAUGAUGCUUCUUCGCUUAUUCCCUGGCGGCCUCCUCCAAACACGUUCGGAAGCUACUGGCCCAAGCCCCUACUCACAGUUAGUGGCCGCUGUCUCAAGAGCUGAAGAUAUGGCGGGUCAUACUAGUAGAGCCGAUCACUCUGACACUGUUGGCCGGCUGCACCGUCUUCUAUUUGAUUUUGCUGGAGUUAUUGAUAUCGACUCAAGUCCGAAUAGGACCCCGUAUGGUAUUGUUGAUAACUUGCUUUUGAAUUUAGAGCAAAACAUUUCUUGUUCGGUGGAAUCAUUCCAUGCUACACUUCACAAUACCCCGCUUCAAGGACAUGUCUCCGCCUUAAGGUAUAUUGUCGGAACACCCAAUUUUCACGCUAUCGUGUCUUCUUCUCAGGACUCGGUCUCGGCUUGGUCAUCUUUCCUCAAACGGAUACUUUCAAUUUGCUCCAGAAUUUGGUUUGGUGUUCAAGACGUACUCUGUGUUGAUUCACCGGAGCGAGAGCAUGAGAAUCCGGAUGAAGACCUAGCGGGCCCCAAAGAUAUUCUCUCAUUCUCAUGGCGGGCGUUGCGUGAAUCAAGUCUAUUACUUAACGCUAUUUUGAUAAAUACGACGUUUGCUCCCAGCGGUUCCCAAAACGGAAACGGAAUUGGAUACGAGACACUUUCAAAAAUAGGUAAACUGAGUUUCGAGCAACUAGCGGAAUUGAGACACAGGGGUGCUUUUUCUACCGUCUCUCAGACUUUCGCCUCCUGCUGUUUACGCUGCUUCCAGUCUGAUGACGCUGCAACAAGGGCGUUACCGGCUGCAUGGUAUAAAGAUACCGUUGGAAUUAUCUACGAUCAAGCGUCCAGGCUCACCCGAAGAUCUGCUGGUCUUCCAGCUAUAGUCACCGGAAUAGCCACAUCUCAGCCAGGGGGGAACCUAUUCCGACAAAUCAUGGAGGAGCUCCAAAAUAUCUCUCGGACAAGCCCCAUGGAGACAACUGAUAAGCCCGAUUUGGAAUUACCCCAAGUCCAUGCAUUGAACUGCCUGAAAGAUAUCUUUACAAAUACCAACCUCGCCCAAAGUACGGAGCCAUAUGUUAUGCCAUCCUUAAAUAUCUCAGCCAAUUGUCUUGGGUCAAAUAUCGUUCCAUUUGAGAAGUAUCACGGAUUAGUGCCACUAUUGUCCGGCCUUUUAGAUACUCCUGUGUCUAAUGAGAAGGAUCACGAAUCCGAAGCAUCUAGGGGCUGGGAUCUCUCCAUACUCACUGAGCGGGUCUUCCCUGCGCUUGAGCUGAUCGGAAAUAAGGCACCUGCUCGUCCUUCUAGUGAUGAUGAUAUCUUAAAAAGGUUAGCCCUAUCCCAAUUCUCAAAUCCCGUUUGGGGAAUAAGAGAUCAUGCGGCGAGGACGUACGUCACUUUGGUGAAAAGGGCAGACCUGCUGCAAACCGCCCAAGAGCUUUCUAGCCCCGAACUACGAACUCAACUACCAAAUCAAGUACAUGGGUUACUCUUGUGCAUAAAAUAUUUGCUUCAGAAGCUAUGGGAGUCUCCUGCUGGUUAUUGGUGUGACAACGUACUGCCUUGUUGCGAUUAUAUCCUCAAAGGUUAUCUAACCGAGCAGCUCCUCGGUAAGGCUUUGGAAUCCAGUUCAGGAUCUUCGAUUUCCCGAUCAUCAUCACUCUUAGUGCGGUUCCUUUCCUUCGAUCUUGUCUUUUUGAAAGUAUUGAAGGACUCCCCGGAGGAGGUGGCGCAAUUCCUGGAAGCUAUCUCAGUCGCAGAUAUAGACGGUGCUCACUGGGUACUGGAUCGACUUCAUCGGUGCUUCCGUUAUUGUGCAGCCCUUCAAUUAAAUUUGAUUAAGCUAUAUAAAUGUGCAAUUGAGAUAACUCAGUCGUCACUACUAAAAACCGCGGCGAUGUCUUGCCUUGCAGAAUCGUUAGAGAGAUUUUACGAACGGAAAACACAACUCCCCCCCGAACUCCAGUUUCUCAAGCGCUGGGCGAAAUCUGUGGACUUCUUUACGGAACAGAGCGGCGCUCCACUCUGGGACCGCGCCAGGUUCAAUGCUUCGAUCCAUCUGGCAGGAUGUCUAUUUCCCCUCCGAGUUGAUUCAACCGCAGCGUUGGGAUCUUCUACUAAGUUGAGGUCUGAUUUACGGAAGAUGGCUCAGACAUUGUCGUCCGCCUUGGCGGAGGAAACAGAAUUCUCAACGAGAUAUUCUGCAAUUUGUGCUAUGAAGUGCCUUAUCCUCGGACUUGAAAGAAUGGAUGCCUACAGCCCCUAUUCAGCUUCUUUCAUUGAGAUUUACUUUCUUUUAUAUGAUAUGUUAAACGACGAUGACGAAGAACUACGGGAUGCUUCCGCUCAUAUCGCAUCAAACUUUUUCUCCGAUUUGCUUCCAACUCCGGAAUUGCCUCUCACAACAAACGUGACGCUUGCAAGGUUCGUCACCCAGUUUUUCCCUAUAUCUCACAAAGUCUUCGAAGGUGCUCUCUUCCGUUUUAUGGGAAAUAGAGGCGAUAAAGUCUCAUUCACCCCCAUUCGAGAUCAGCUUAAUGAACUUCAAAAGGAGAGUACAGUUUUGUUCCUUGAAGAGAAGCAAAACCUUUAUAUUGACGAAGUUCGAGAGAUUGAAAUAUGGUCCAGUGUCCUUGCUCAACUAGACCAUAGCGGUCCCCCAACAGAUCUGGGCCUGAAGUUUGUCUCCUGGGUGUUUGAAGGUUUAUCAGAACUACGUGAGGAGCUGCGUAAAAAGCAAGCUAGGGGUAUAUUGGGAUGGAUGUCAGGCCCAGAUGCCUUAGCCAUGAGUAUGCGUCUCAUCCAUGGUGCAAAGGUUCUACUUGCUACGAAUGCGUUUGGUUGCCCUGCGUACAAGACUUCUACAAUCCAUGAUACACUUCAGGAUAUGUUGGAGAUUGGUGAAAGCGCUGGAAUAUAUGAGCCUUGGAUUGCAGCAGUCGAGAAUGCUCUUAAUCAAAAAAGCACAAGUUAUGGCAGCAGUUUACAAGCCAGCUUCAAUGCUGUUAAGACAAGUCUAGUAAUACGUUAAAGGAUUCUGCAGCUGGGUGUUUCCAGUGUUGCUAUUUGUG
Coccidioides posadasii C735 delta SOWgp is the source of this 4813-nucleotide messenger RNA. NCBI's taxonomy places the organism in Eukaryota, Fungi, Ascomycota, Eurotiomycetes, Onygenales, Onygenaceae. The record is from RefSeq and is a predicted model, not a curated record.